AUGCCUCCUAAAGCAAGUGGAAAGGCCGUGAAGAAAGCUGGCAAAGCCCAGAAGAAUAUUAGCAAGUCUGAUAAGAAGAAGAAGAGGAGGAGGAAGGAAAGUUAUGCUAUCUACAUCUACAAGGUGUUGAAGCAGGUUCAUCCUGAUACUGGAAUCUCCAGCAAAGCUAUGAGCAUCAUGAACAGUUUUGUUAAUGAUGUCUUUGAGCGUAUUGCUGCUGAGGCCUCUCGUUUGGCCCAUUACAACAAGAGAUCGACCAUCACUUCCCGGGAGAUCCAAACUGCCGUCAGGCUCCUGUUGCCUGGUGAAUUAGCCAAGCACGCUGUCUCUGAGGGUACUAAGGCUGUCACUAAAUACACCAGCUCCAAAUAA
Molecule: messenger RNA, 372 nt
Organism: Habropoda laboriosa
Lineage: Eukaryota; Metazoa; Arthropoda; Insecta; Hymenoptera; Apidae
Product: histone H2B-like
Exons: 1
Coding region: 1-372 (123 amino acids)
Cellular component (GO): nucleosome
Molecular function (GO): protein heterodimerization activity; DNA binding; structural constituent of chromatin
Source: RefSeq, a predicted model, not a curated record